Purpureocillium takamizusanense is the source of this 885-nucleotide messenger RNA. RefSeq lists its product as uncharacterized. NCBI's taxonomy places the organism in Eukaryota, Fungi, Ascomycota, Sordariomycetes, Hypocreales, Ophiocordycipitaceae. The record is from RefSeq and is a predicted model, not a curated record. The transcript has a single exon. The coding region runs from base 1 to 885 and encodes 294 amino acids.
AUGAAGCCUCUCUCUGUUCUCGCGCUCUUCGCCGCCACUGCCCUGGCUCUCCCUACGGGAGAAAAGGGUGGUGACAAAGACGUUAAGCAAACGUACCCUCCGCCUCCCGAAAAGAGCGGAGACAACUACCCGACUCCCACGAAGCACGAGGUAGAGAAGACUCCGACACCUCCCAAGCACGAGGACGACAAGGACAAGUAUCCCGAACCGCCGAAGCAUGACGACGACAAGGACAAGUAUCCCGAUCCGCCAAAGCAUGAGGACAAGAACAAUACUCCGACACCACCCAAGCACGAGGACGACAAGGACAAGUAUCCCGAUCCGCCAAAGCAUGAAGACAAGGACAAAACUCCUCCUCCGAAGCAUGAGGAGGAGAAGGACAAGACGCCACCUCCUCCAAAGCACGAGGACGACAAGGACAAGUACCCUCAGCCCCCAAAGCAUGAUGACGACAACACCACCAACCCUCCCAAGCACGACGACAAGGACAAGUACCCCCAGCCCCCGAAGCACGAUGACGACAACACCACCAACCCUCCCAAGCACGACGACAAGGACAAUUAUCCUCCGCCUCAGCAUGAGGACAAGACCACCACCCUUCCCAAGGAUGACAACUCCAAGGACAAGACCUCGACUCCCCCGAAGCACGAGGACAAGGAGGACAAGUACCCCAGCCUCCCAAAGCAUGAUGACGACAAUGCCGGCGACUCUCCCAAGGGCGAUGAACAUGACCACAACGACAACCACACGCCGCCUCAACAUGAUGACAAGACCAACACCUUCCCCCUGCCUGGGCAUGACCAUGAUGAAUCCGACAAGCACGAUAAAGACGAUUCUGGUCUGCCGCUUGAAGACUUGAAGAAACUCCUAGGUGGCCUUAUGUAA